AUGAAUAAUAGACGCAAGCGUAAUGAAGAUACCUCUGAGGACAGUCCUGUGUAUUCAAGGUUGUUUCUAGUUUGCGACAGACGAUAUAAGGAACAGGACUUCCGCGAUGCCUUUUCUAAGUUCGGUACUAUUGAUGAUAUACGCAUCCCAGUUGAUCAUAACACGGGGGAACCGAGAGGCGUAGCGUAUAUAAAAUUCUCCAAAACGUCGGAAGCUGCAAACGCCUUGGAGGAAAUGAACAAGAAGAGCCUUAAACCGACCGAUCGCCCCUUGAAAGUUAUGGUGGCGGCGAAUCGAUCUGAUAUCCACACUGUUAAAAAUGAACAUGAGGACAAUAAAUUCAAUAGACUCUUUAUAACUGUACCUAAAACCAUUACUGAAGAUGAAAUAUAUGAGGUUUUUAAUAACUAUGGUAAGGUUGAAUCAGUUACCAUACAAGAAGAUCGUAAGACAGGGGAACCGAGAGGUUUUGCGUAUGUUAGAUACAAACUCUUUUCAGAAGCAGCUAUUGCUUUUGAACAGUGCCCACACAAGUAUAGAGCUAUAUUUGCACUUCCAAAGCAGGACAGAAAGUCACCGAUGCGUACAUCUUUUGAAUCCAAUAUCAAUGAACUGGCUUCAGCGUCAAAUUCGAUUGAGCGUCCUCACUUGGAUCUCAUUUCUAUGAUGAACACCCGUUCAGCUAAUUUUACGAGAGUUAAUUUUAUGUGUUGUCCACGGUUAUCUCAAAUGCAAGUGGAAUGUCUAUUUGAUAUAAUACCAGGAAUGGUUGAUUGUCAAUAUUUUGUUGAUCCAGUACGUCAAUGUGGAAAAGGAUAUGUUUCAUAUUCUAACCCGAUCUGUGCUGGUUAUGCUGUUCAAAAAUUAAAUGAGUUUGAAUACCCACCGGGUAUGAAAAUUUACGUUAAGCCAUAUAGGUCUAAAUUUGAUUACCAUGAACAGAAUUUUAAUAGGUUACCUCAGGUUGCUCGUACUUUAAGCCAAGCUGUUCAGUCUGCAGCUAAUUCUGCAACUCCUGAUUUAGCUCAGCUGGCUGAAGCUAUAGCAGAAGCGUCUAAGCUGAUUAAAAUGGCAACUACAGGGAUCUCUGAAAAUCAUGACAGUAAUGACUUGAAUUACUGCAGUGUAAAGUUACCCCCGCCCCAACCACUGGCAGAUAUAGACAGUGAAGUUGCUAAAAGGUGUUUCUUGGUAUGCAAGCCGCAACCUCCUCCAUUGACUGUUUUACGUGACAUAUUCUGUAGAUUUGGGGACCUAAUCAAUGUUUACACUUUGCCCAAUAAGACUGUAGGGUAUGCUCGUUACGCCUCAACACAAGCAGCUGAUGAGGCCAUGCGAGUGUUACAUGGGGCUGAGGUUUGUGGUGUUCGUAUUAAAGUUUUAGAGGCAGAAGAUGAGAGCAAUGCUAAGAGGAGGAAGUGUGCAACAGAAUGA
Messenger RNA from Arctia plantaginis, 1434 nucleotides. The record is from the annotation of a GenBank genome assembly. Lineage: Eukaryota; Metazoa; Arthropoda; Insecta; Lepidoptera; Erebidae.